CGCGGGGCCGGGGCGGCUGCCUGCGGCGUCCGCUGCGGCGGCGGGGCCGGCAGGGCCGGGCCGGGCCGAGCUGAGCUGAACCGAGCCGAGCCGAGCCGAGCCGAGCCAGGCGCGCACAGCCGCGCGGGCCGCCCGUCGCCAUGGCAGCGCCUGCUCCGGCGAGAGAGUGAACCUCGUGCUCUGAAUCUCCAAGGGAACCUUUGAAAAGGAUCUUCCCCUCCCUGCCAUCUCCUUAUUGUUUGCCAGCUCUGCGCUGUGCAGGGAAGCUUGAAAGGGCAGGCUGAGCCCUGGAGGACAGCAAAAAGGACAAUGUAGUAGGGUGCUCUGAGGUCUUGGAUAGGGAGCCCUCUGAAUCUUCCUCACCCUCCGCUCUCUGCUAAUGGCUCUCUGACAAGCCUUGGCAGGAACCUCUGGCCACAAGAGUGGCAUUUGGUGAGGGGGGCACUCUGCACGUGGUGUACGCACCAUCCUCACGGUUUCCUUAGGAACUUUGUCCUGCCUCCCAUCUUCUCUGAAACUCUUGGCUAGCUCCUCAUUCGCUAGGACGCUGGGCAGCAGGCACCUGCUACCGCCAAACUGUUUGGAGUCCUCAGCAGUCCCUGUUUGUGUGUGGCCUCCACCAGUCUCAGGAGAAGGUGGUCCGUGAGACAGAAGGUGCCUGGUGGGCAUGUGAAGUAAGGAGAGCUUUUUGUUUGGGGGAAGACUGGAGGAGGGGGAUGAAAUAGAUGGGGAGGAAAAAAAAAAGGUGAGCCCAAGCAAGUGAGGGAAGAAGCACUGGCAAGCGUUCAUGAGAAGGAGAGAGAAAGAAGGUGGAAGAAAGAAAAAGAAAGAGAACAAGGGAAAAAAACAGGAUAAAAAGUUAGAACAAGGGAAAGCAAUAUAAGCAAACAAGGGAAAGGAAGGACUGAAAGUGAGACAAAGUUGACCUGCUGGCAGUGCCUUGAGGAACCCCUCCAGUGUGUGUACACCUCACUUCACAUCACAGCAGCAGCAGUAGCAGAUGAGGAGGGACGUGGCUCCCCCAGUGCAGAGUGCCACUCGCCCUCUGACAAAGCUGCAGGGACAGGGUGCAGCCUAGCAGGGGCGGCAGCAUGGGGGACUCUGAAUCAGAGUCCACCUUGCACAACAACUCACUCUGGUGGCUGGCAUGUGGGAUGUUAGCCCUGUUGGCCAACUCUUGGAUUAUCCUUAGCAUCACAGCCAAACAACAGAAACACAAGCCCCUGGAGCUGCUGCUAUGCUUCCUGGCUGGGACCCACAUCCUGAUGGCAGCAGUACCCCUCACCACCUAUGCUGUGGUGCAGCUGCGGCGCGAGUCCUCUGACUACGACUGGAACGAAAGCAUCUGCAAGGUCUUUGUCUCCACGUACUACACCCUGGCGCUGGCCACCUGCUUCACCGUGGCCUCCCUGUCCUACCACCGGAUGUGGAUGGUGAGAUGGCCCGUCAACUACCGGCUGAGCAACGCCAAGAAGCAGGCCCUGCACGCCGUCAUGGGUAUCUGGAUGGUGUCAUUCAUCCUCUCCACCCUGCCCUCCAUCGGCUGGCACAACAACGGUGAGCGCUACUAUGCUCGUGGCUGCCAGUUCAUCGUCAGCAAGAUAGGGCUGGGCUUCGGUGUCUGCUUCAGCCUCCUGCUGCUCGGAGGAAUCGUCAUGGGCUUGGUGUGCGUGGGUAUCACUUUCUACCAGACCCUGUGGGCACACAGAAGGCGCCGGCAGUGCAGCCACCAGAGGGCAGAGGAAGCGUCGUCCUGCUCUUCAUCAGCACACGCCACUUUCAAUGUGCCGGCCAUCGUAGUGGAAGAUGUACGCGGCAAAAGGAGGUCUUCACUGGAUGGCUCUGAGUCAGCCAAGACAUCCUUGCAGAUGACCAACCUCAUCAGCGCUAUUGUCUUCCUGUAUGACACACUCACUGGGGUGCCUAUCUUGGUGGUGAGCUUUUUUAGCCUGCGCUAUGAUACGGCCCCCACCUGGAUGGUCCUGGCUGUGCUCUGGUGCUCCAUGGUGCAGACUCUGCUGCUCCCCUCCUUCAUCUGGUCCUGUGAGCGCUACCGAGCAGAUCUCCGCACCGUGUGGGAGCAGUGUGUGGCUAUCAUGUCUGAGGAGGACGGAGAUGAUGAUGGUGUGUGUGAUGAUUAUGGUGAUGGCAGGAUCUGCAAAGUGAGAUUUGAUGCCAACGGCGCUGCAGCCGUGAAGCGGGACUCCCGGGACAUCAAGCUGCUACCCAUGCACCACAUGCUGUUGCCCCAGGACAAGGUGCACUACCUGCAGGUCCCUAUCUCCCGCAGAAUGUCACACGACGAGACUAAUAUCUUCUCUGCCCACCGCUCUGCUCCAUCCUUCCUACACAAGUGGUCUUCAUCUGAUGACAUCCGCAUUUCCACCCCCCACAAGCCUGGAGGCCCCAGCUUCUUGCUUCCUCAACUGCAUGACUACCAGCACCGCCGGCGGCCCCCAGAAGAUGAGCUGACCACCCUACGGCAGUUUUUGGAGGCGGGGCUGCUGCCCCGGGCCUCCAGCUCCAGCGCCUGCUUCUUCCGAGAUGAGAUCACCACCUUCAUUGAUGAGACACCACAGCCCAGCCCAGCCUGCAGCCCACGGCACUCCCGUCUCCUGCUGGCAUCACGCCGCGAUCGCCGCCUCUCCCUUGGCAGCAGGGAGGAGGAGAACGCCGACCGGCCGCGGCGCUGCUCCUUGGCUGGCAACGAAGCCUGGCAUCUGCAGGAUGGAGAGCAGGUGCUGUGUGAAAGGACCCUUGAGGCCUGUGAGGCACAGACCUUCCAGGAUCCCAAACUAUGAGAGACAGCGUCAAAAACAUACAGUGCCAUCACCGAUUUUUAAAUAAUACUUCAAGUGUUCCCUCUUGUCCUGGGACCCGAUCACUAACUUGCAUUCUCAUCUUUCUCAACAGCAGGUGGGAAACACGGCUCCCCACACUGGCCGCGGGGGGGAGGGGGGUUGGAAAGGAGUGGGACAGACCUGCAGAAGGGAGCUCAAUGGACAGCCUGUGCCUGCUCUCAGGUUACACACACACCUACCACUGCCGCUGCCAUCGUCACCCUGGCACCCUCGCCAGUCCUGCCCCUUUGUGAACUCCGCCCUCGCAUCCGCUCUGCCCUGAGAGACAAGGCAGGUGCAGAAUGGUAUUAAAAUUCUAUAUUUGGAGUGUCAA
Apus apus (common swift) is the source of this 3174-nucleotide messenger RNA. RefSeq names its product G protein-coupled receptor 162 (gene GPR162). The coding region runs from base 1092 to 2801 and encodes 569 amino acids. The record is from RefSeq and is a predicted model, not a curated record. Gene Ontology annotation, biological process: G protein-coupled receptor signaling pathway. The transcript has 5 exons. Gene Ontology annotation, molecular function: G protein-coupled receptor activity. Gene Ontology annotation, cellular component: membrane. NCBI's taxonomy places the organism in Eukaryota, Metazoa, Chordata, Aves, Apodiformes, Apodidae.